AUGGAGGCUUUAGCAAUGGCAGGAGUGGAUUAUCAAGAAUGGGGACUUAGUAUUGAUGAAUGGGAGCUUCAAGAAUCUUUAGUACCGCCCCAUUUGCUUGCUGAUGAUUCUGACGAAGAAGAAGAAGAAGAAGAUCAUCGUCGAUACAACGAUGAUUCUGAAGUAGAAGAUCAUCUUCGAGAUGACGAUGAUGAUAGAGUUUUAGAUGGCUUGGCAGUUAAACAAGUUGUCCCUUGUGACAUUAGAGCUUCGGUUGAGAAAUUGAUUGAGAAAUCUGUCUCAUCUAUGAUUGUUCCCUUCAAACAGCUUAAGUUCUUAACACUUCUUGUUGAGAACUUUUUAUUUAAUUCAGCCAUGUUCUUUAUUUUCUUUUGUAACAUAUCGUUUUAA
This is a messenger RNA of Capsella rubella, 390 nucleotides long. RefSeq lists its product as uncharacterized. The record is from RefSeq and is a predicted model, not a curated record. The transcript has a single exon. The coding region runs from base 1 to 390 and encodes 129 amino acids. Lineage: Eukaryota; Viridiplantae; Streptophyta; Magnoliopsida; Brassicales; Brassicaceae.